GCGUGCUUUCGACCACGCGCUUUUUGUCUAAAAAAAUUACUUCAGUAUUAUAUUAAUUUAAAGUUUCAGUGGAUAUUUGUGAUAAAAUGUUGUUUAGAAAAUAAAAUGUUAAACCGUUUAGUGAGACAUGGAAGUAUUUUGUUCACAAAACACGAAAGACAUAUCAACAGUGUUGUUUGUUGCAUUCAGUGAGUGAAGUUUGUGAGAAUUGUGAUGAAUUAAACGUAAUUUCAGUCGUGCAACUUGCCGGACCUAAUAUUUGUAUGAAUAGAGAAACCGAGUCGCAGGGCGCGGCCGUCAGGGGGCCGCCACGCACUGUAGUAUGUCCUCUAAGCGCCAAUACGAUCUGGUCACGAGUGAUGAGUAUGAUACCCGCAUACCUCUGCAUUCCGAGGAAGCUUUUCAGCAUGGCAUUUGUUUUCACGCGAAGUAUAUCGGUACGAUGGAGGUACCACGGCCUUCUAGUCGAAUGGAAAUUGUUACAGCGAUGCGCCGCAUACGGUACGAUUGCAAGGCUAAAAAUGUCAAAAAGAAAAAGGUGAAGCUGGAAAUCUCUGUCGACGGUGUUUCUGUCACACUUCGUAGGAAAAGUAAAACUAAACAGGGUUGGGUCGAGGACCGAGGACCGGAGUUAAUGCAGCAUCCAAUAUAUAGGAUAUUUUAUGUAUCGCACGAUAGUAGCGAUUUAAAAAUAUUCAGUUACAUUGCGCGAGAUUUGGAUACUGAUUGUUUUCGCUGUAACGUUUUCAAAAGUAAUAAAAAGAGUCAGGCUAUGCGCGUGGUUCGAACAGUCGGGCAAGCUUUUGAAGUGUGCCAUAAACUGGUAAAUAAAAUGGAUGUUGGCAGUCUCGAGCCUGAGUUAUCGGAAGCCGAACAGUCGUUUAGCGGUGAGGAGAGAACACAACAAGAACCCACGCCAGAACCUGCCCAGGAUAAUGAGAAAGACCGGGAAGAUUUGUUAGUUUCAACCGAUGAGACACCGAAAACUGGACAAGCCAGGGAUAACCGACCAAAGCGGCUAGAAUUGCCAUCAUUACAGACUUCGCUACGGAGAUCUCCAUCGACUUGUGAGCCGAGUACUCUUGCAACACCCGGGCUUGAGAAAUCGACAAAUAUGGCUACCCAGCAUGAAUUGCAACUGCUUCGUGAAAAACUUGAGCAGCAAACUCAGCAAACUCAACAUGCAAUGUCGCAAUUGCUGAUGUUACGAGAUCAGCUAGCAGCCGAGAGUGCAGCUAGAUUAGAAGCACAGGCCCGAACGCAGCAGUUGCUUGUUCAUAACCGAGAACUUCUAGAUCAUAUUGCUGCUCUUGUGUCUCACUUGCAUGAUGUUGAGCGCACUGAUCAACAUGUGCCCUGCACUUCAACACCUCCCAGAUCUCCUGCAUUAAUCAUGCCUCAGUCCGCAGCUGUAACUCCAACAAGUUCACUACCGCCGCAUUCAUCUUACGGCGACAACGGUAGCGGGUCUAGCGCCACUCCGGUUUUGAACCAGUUCCGAUCUAACAACAAUAAUGCAACCGCUUUCUCAUUCCCACUCACCAACAAUUUGAACGCCUUAUUGCAACAUCAUCAUCAGCAGCAGCAGCAGCAUCAUCAGCAGCAACAACAGCUUCAGCAGCAGCAACAACUGCAGUAUUCUCAACCGCAGCAGCCGCAUCACCGGUACCAGCAGCAGCAGCAGCAGCAGCAACCACAACCACAACAACAACAUCAACAUCAAACCCAUGAAGACAACGCUGGACCAUUCAUACGACCAUUAAGCCAAGCGGGCGCACUAACGGCAUUAGACAGUGAUGGUCGUGUGCGCGUUAUUGUACCAGUAGGAAAUAAUAAUCAGAACACUGCAGUCCCUUCGUUAGUUACGUUACAAGUCACCGAUGAAGGCGGGAUUUGCCUGCCUCACAAUGAUACCCUGCAAGUUAAUCCAUUACCGACGCUGGAUAGGCGUACAUGGUCAAGGCACUCGACCAAAUGACUUGUUUGAAAACUCAAACUGUAACAAUAUAAGGUUAUCUGGAUAAAGUAGAUAACCUUAAAAAACGGCAAAGCCUUUAAUACCACUUCAAUUAAUGAAAUUUAUACUGAAAAUAAGAACAUGACCAUCAUCAAUGCAGCGGUUGUACAUACUUUGAUAAAACUACUUUCAUGUAUUUUUAAAUACUUACAAUUUUAAUGAUCGCGAGCUAGCAAUGAAACCGGAGCAGGACGACUGAGAAUUUUUAGCAACUCUCACUAGUGGUCAAAAUAUUCUGAAAUUUUUACAUUAAUCAGUUGAAGGGGUGGGUUUAGUAAGCCAAGCCUGUGGUGUAAAUGGAUAAAACUUGUCGUUACAAGAAAAUAUAUUU
Ctenocephalides felis (cat flea) is the source of this 2348-nucleotide messenger RNA. Its product is annotated as carboxyl-terminal PDZ ligand of neuronal nitric oxide synthase protein. The record is from RefSeq and is a predicted model, not a curated record. Bases 323 to 1978 code for a protein of 551 amino acids. Gene Ontology annotation, molecular function: nitric-oxide synthase binding. Lineage: Eukaryota; Metazoa; Arthropoda; Insecta; Siphonaptera; Pulicidae. The transcript has 10 exons.